This is a messenger RNA of Oryza sativa Japonica Group (Japanese rice), 1269 nucleotides long. RefSeq lists its product as uncharacterized. The record is from RefSeq and is a predicted model, not a curated record. Lineage: Eukaryota; Viridiplantae; Streptophyta; Magnoliopsida; Poales; Poaceae.
AGCUAGUCAACCUGAUCCAGCCCAGUAUAUUUAGCCCACGCAUGUUGUUUACAGGCCCAAAAUUUUUCAGCCCAAGAUGAAUUUGAAGAGAGCCCAGCCCAGCCUAAUCUCCUCUGUUCGAACAGAACAGAGUAUAUAGCCAUCCAUCCGGUCAAAGCAGCCGGCCACGUGGCGUGUCCCCGUUGGCUGUACUGGACGCGCGCGUGCAGCCUGCAGCGGAGACCGACUUGACCGCUGGUCUCCGGCGACGACUUGUCAGCCGGUCAACAUGAAGUGUGUAGCACGGCGACGAUUUCCGGUGCACACAUGCUCACUACUGUCGCAAUGGCAAGCUCAUAUACUGUCUGACCAGCAUUAAUUCCGGCCAGCCGCGAGCCAUGGCGAGGGCAAUCCUCCUCCAUCUCCACUCCGACGAAACCGUGCCUCUCCUCGUCGUCAUCGUCGCCGCGGUGGCCGCCGUCGCGCUGGUCAUCGUGUCGCUCUGCACGAGCAGCAAGCACGGCAAGCUGUGGAAGCAGCAGCAGCAGAGAAGUGGGUCGUCGUUGCCGCAGCUGAAGGCGGAGGAAUCAGCAGGCGGCGGCGGCGGCGCCAGCCGGAAGCAGCUGCUGGCCACCCUCAGCGGCAUCGGCGGAAAGGCGGCGGCCAUGGCGAAGAUGGUGUCGUGGAACAGGCGGUCGUCGCGGCAGGGAUGCAGCAGCGACGACGACGACGAGGCCGGCGGCGGCGGCUUGGCGGUGGAGGAGGAGGAGGCAUUGUGGAGGAAGACCAUCAUGAUGGGAGACAAGUGCCGGCCGCUGCAGUUCUCCGGCCACAUCGCCUAUGACUCCGACGGCAACCAGCUGCCGGCGACGACCAUCAGCAAGGAAGCAGCCAAUGCGGAUGCGGUCAACAAUAUUUAUGUUUAACAAUCAUAUGCAUCGAGAGGAAAAAUAAAUAAUAGUAAUUGUGUACAUGAGAUGCAGUGAUGUACAGAAUGACAACCUGCUGCGAAAACGUCGAAAAGGUCCAUAUUCUAGUGGUUACAACUUACAAGUGUCAUAGUAGCACCUUAAGUCUUAGGUUGGACUCAAAUUUUUCAGGAUUUAACGACUUUAUGCUUCAGUGGUAGACGAUGUACCCAUCAAUAGCGAGAUGCCUAUAAUGACUUUGUCAAUUUACAGUAUUUACUGGUCCAGCCAGUGUCUUUAUAGGAGUGAGUGUGUGUGCAUUGUGAGUGUCUAUUGUACUGUGUAAUUUAAAAAAAAUGACAACGUGCUAGCUACGGAGGGA